UUUAAUAGAACUCUGGACCCCCUCUUCGCCCUCCUGAUCGGCACAACCGCCGCCACGAUCCGCAUCCGCCGCGAAGAAGCCGAGGCCGGGAGAUCGGGGGGCGAAGCUUGGGGGCUGUUUACUCGGUUGGUAUUCUCCUUCAUU
Tuber aestivum (summer truffle) is the source of this 144-nucleotide messenger RNA. Lineage: Eukaryota; Fungi; Ascomycota; Pezizomycetes; Pezizales; Tuberaceae. The record is from the annotation of a GenBank genome assembly.